Messenger RNA from Zasmidium cellare ATCC 36951, 1863 nucleotides. RefSeq lists its product as uncharacterized. Lineage: Eukaryota; Fungi; Ascomycota; Dothideomycetes; Mycosphaerellales; Mycosphaerellaceae. The coding region runs from base 1 to 1863 and encodes 620 amino acids. The transcript is spliced from 3 exons. The record is from RefSeq and is a predicted model, not a curated record.
AUGGUGUUUGCCGCCAUCACGGCACUAGAGCAACAUCCUGGUUGCAAGUCGCAACGGUCUACCAGGCUCGUGCUGAGGAGGUGUUGGUUGAGCAUGACCACCAAAUCCGCUGCCCUCCUGGUCCUUUUGAACUGCGGACAAUCCUUGGCGAACGGCUGGGGAUGGCUGCCAGAGGGUUACGGUCAGCACGAACCUCAUCAGGGUGAAGGCCGGCCAGCACACUGGGGUAACCGCCCACCCCCAUCCUGGCAAUCGGCCAGUCAAGGAUCUUGGGAAGCUGGGAAGGGCCAUGGCAGCAAGACCGUCGGACCAAGCCAGGCCUCAUCGAUACCUGUAUCAAUCCCCUACCCUUCUUUGAUCCCCUCUUCGGUCCGACCUUCGAUUCCGUCCUCGAUUCCUUCAUCGAUUCCUUCCGCCAUCCCUCACUCAUCUUACCCUUCAGGAGGUAACGGAGGAAGUGGCGGCUCGCCAACCAGCAGCCAUGUUACCAGCUACUUGGCCACGACCACCAUCUUCAGCGAAAUCACCGUGUACGGCUGCUACUCACACUGCCCUGUCCAGACCGCUCCGUCGUCGGCGCCCGGUGGCGGACAGCAAUCAAUUUCACCGACUGUACCCGUAGGAGGUGGAAGCUCAUCAUCUACGCCUGGGUCGGGAGCCUCACAGCCAGCGUCGUCGCCCACUACCAAGCCCUCUAAUGGUGGCUCGUUGCCGUCUGGAAGCGUCGGCUCUUCGUUCCCUGGAUCUGUGAAGCCAUCCGUCAAGCCCUCAGGAUCGGUCCCUGGCUCAGGCGGAAGCGUUGCGCCAACUACCAGCGUUAAGCCAUCUAUCCCAUCGGGCAGCUCGUUUCCAGGCAGCUCUGUGCCGUAUACACUCCCGCCGAAGCCGAGCGUUCAGCCCUCCGUGUCGGGAAGCUCGCCACCCGGAGGUUCGGUCCCUGGAAGCUCGAUCCCAUCAAAACCAGUCUCGACGCCGGUAUCUGUCCCCUCUUCGAUUGGAGGAAGCACUCCUCCUCUACCGUCGAGCAUCCCAUAUCCGUCUGGAGGAUCUUCUUUCCCGGGAUCUGUGCAGCCCUCUGUGCAGCCCUCUGUGCAGCCCUCUGUUACGCCUAGCGUCCAACCGUCCGUCAAGCCUUCGGUGGUUCCAUCGCAGCCUCCUUCAGUGGUCCCCUCUGUUGCGCCUAGCGUUCAGCCAUCUGUCACGCCUUCAGUGGUUCCCUCCGUCAAGCCAUCAGUAAUUCCAUCUCAGCCUCCGUCAGUGGUCCCCUCGGUCAAGCCUUCAGUGGCUCCGUCACAGCCUCCUUCGGUGGUCCCCUCCGUCAAGCCGUCGAUUCCAGCGUCCCAGCCGACGGGAUCGCAGCCUGCGUCGAGCUUCCCUAGCUCUUCUAAAUCUACGGUCGCGCCAUCAGUUGCGCCGUCGGUGGCUCCCUCAGUUGCGCCAUCCGUUGCGCCAUCAGUUGCGCCGUCAGUGCAGCCUUCAGUACAGCCACCGAAGCCGUCAGUGCAGCCGUCGGUGCAGCCUUCUGUGCAGCCUUCUGUGCAGCCUUCUGUGCAGCCUUCGGUACAGCCGUCAGUGCAGCCGUCAGUGCAGCCGUCAGUGCAGCCGUCAGUGCAGCCGAUCUAUUCCACCAUCCAGCACCCCAAGCUCAUCAGCACAGCCCUCAGUCCAACCCUCCGUGGCCCCAUCUCAACCAGCGUCUUCAGCAGCACCAUCAGUCCCGCCCAGCGUCGCUCCAUCUCAGCCAGCAUCCUCGCUGCCUCCCAUCCCAGCCUACCAACGCAGAGGCAGGGCUUUCUAGACCCAGAAAAGACCUUCCUCAGGCAGGCGAACAAGCAACAUUGGACACAGAUAGAUCUCGUAUGA